UUUGACUAUAAUUCUGCUGCUAAUUUCGGAUUACAUAUACUUUUUCAAUAUCUCGAUUAUUCAUUGAUUACAGCUGCCUUCUUCGAGGAACAGAAAUAUGAUGAAUGCGUGGAGCUAUGCAAGAAGGCUGUGGAAGUGGGUCGCGAGCAGCGCGCUGAUUUCAAAUUGAUUGCCAAAGCGAUGGCUCGUGCAGGCAACGCACUAUCAAAGAAGGAAGAUUAUAAAGAAGCGCUAAACUGGUAUGAAAAGUCGGUCUCCGAACAUAGGGAUCCAGAAGUCGUUAAAAAAGCGAAGGAGCUUGAAAAGGAGAUCAGAGAAAAGGAGCGUUUGGCGUAUGUAAAUCCGGAAUUGGCGCAGCAAGAAAAGAAUUUGGGAAAUGAGCUUUUCAAAAAAGGUGAUUAUCCCGGUGCCAUGAAACACUACAAUGAAGCAGUAAAACGUGACCCGGAUAAUGCUAUCCUGUAUUCUAAUCGUGCUGCCUGCUACACAAAACUCAUGGAAUUCCAACGUGCCCUUGACGACUGCGAGCAUUGUAUCAAGCGUGACCCUAAA
Molecule: messenger RNA, 552 nt
Organism: Cylicostephanus goldi
Lineage: Eukaryota; Metazoa; Nematoda; Chromadorea; Rhabditida; Strongylidae
Source: the annotation of a GenBank genome assembly